Molecule: messenger RNA, 4469 nt
Organism: Physeter macrocephalus (sperm whale)
Lineage: Eukaryota; Metazoa; Chordata; Mammalia; Artiodactyla; Physeteridae
Gene: FERMT1
Product: FERM domain containing kindlin 1
Exons: 15
Coding region: 295-2328 (677 amino acids)
Biological process (GO): integrin-mediated signaling pathway; cell-matrix adhesion
Cellular component (GO): focal adhesion
Molecular function (GO): integrin binding
Source: RefSeq, a predicted model, not a curated record
GCGCCUCCUCCCCGGGCAGGGGGACCUGGCAGGCGGGGGCUGGGCGUGCAGCCUCCUGCCCGCUGUGCUGGCCGGCCUUGCCCCGGGGGCCGCGCGGGGCGGAGACUGGGCGGCGGGGGAGGGCGCCAGUCUAGGUGGCAGAUCCGCGCGCAGCCCUCGCCAGAUGAACCUCGCGGAGCAGCUGCCGCCACCGCGCGCCCCUGUCUCGGCCGCAGGGGCCUCUGGCCGGGUCUCCAGGGGGCAGCGACUCCGCACGCCGCAGGCUCCGGAAAGGAGACACCUGCAUUUGCCACAAUGCUCUCAUCCAGUGACUUUGCAUCUGCUUCUUGGGAGCUCGUGAUUCAAGUUGACCAUCCAAAUGAAGAGGAGCAGAAGGAUGUCACACUGAGAGUGUCUGGAGACCUGCACAUUGGGGGAGUGAUGCUCAAGUUAGUGGAACAGAUCAACAUAGCCCAGGACUGGUCAGACUUUGCCCUUUGGUGGGAACAGAAACACUGCUGGCUUCUGAAAACACACUGGACCCUGGACAAAUGUGGGGUCCAGGCAGAUGCAAAGCUUCUCUUCACCCCUCAGCAUAAAAUGCUUCGCCUCCGCCUGCCCAACAUGAAGACAGUGCGACUGCGAGUCAGUUUCUCGGCCGUGGUCUUCAGAGCGGUCAGUGAUAUCUGCAGAGCCCUGAAUAUUAGAAGAGCAGAAGAAGUUUCCUUGUUAAAGCCUUCUGGUGAAUAUUUUAAAAAGAAGAAAAGAAAAGAAAAAAAUAAUAAGGAGCCCAUAAUUGAAGAUAUUUUAAGCCUGGAGUGUUCUCCAACAAAUUCAGGUCCACCAGUAAGUCCUGGCUUAUACAGUAGAACCAUGACCCCCACAUAUGACCCCAUCAAUGGAACGCCAGUGUCAUCCACAAUGACUUGGUUCAGUGACAGCCCUUUGACUGAACAAAACUGCAGUAUCCUCGCAUUCAGCCAGCCCCCUCAGUCACCAGAAGCUCUUGCUGACAUGUACCAGCCUCGGUCUCUGGUUGACAAAGCCAAGCUUAACGCAGGUUGGCUAGACUCCUCACGUUCCCUUAUGGAACAAGGCAUCCAGGAGGAUGAGCAGCUGCUGUUACGAUUUAAAUACUACACUUUCUUUGACUUGAAUCCCAAAUACGAUGCUGUCCGAAUAAACCAACUCUAUGAACAAGCCAGGUGGGCCAUUCUCUUAGAAGAAACUGACUGCACAGAGGAAGAAAUGUUGAUCUUUGCAGCACUACAGUAUCACAUUAGCAAACUGUCGUUGUCUACUGAAAUACAGGAUUUUACAAAUGAGUCUGAGGUCGACGAAGUAGAAGCAGCACUUUCUAAUUUGGAAGUGACCCUGGAAGGUGGAAAAGCAGACAACACUUUGGAGGACAUUACUGAUAUCCCUAAACUUGCAGAUAAUCUCAGAUUAUUUAGGACCAAGAAGCUAAUAUUAAAAGCUUUCAAACAAUAUUGGUUCGUCUUUAAAGACACAUCUAUAGCCUACUUUAAAAAUAAGGAACUUGAACAAGGAGAACCAGUAGAAAAACUAAAUCUUAGAGGCUGUGAAGUUGUGCCAGAUGUAAAUGUAGCAGGGAGAAAAUUUGGAAUCAAGUUAUUAAUCCCGGUUGCUGAUGGUAUGAAUGAAGUAUAUCUGAGAUGUGACCACGAGAGUCAGUAUGCCCAGUGGAUGGCUGCCUGCAUCUUGGCAUCAAAGGGCAAAACCAUGGCGGACAGCUCCUACCAGCCAGAGGUCCUUAACAUCCUUUCAUUUCUGAGGAUGAAAAACCGGAACUCAGCAUCUCAGGUGGCUUCCGGUCUCGAAAACAUGGAUAUGAACCCGGAAUGUUUUGUGUCACCUAGGUGUGCAAAAAAGCACAAGUCUAAACAGCUGGCAGCCCGCAUCCUGGAAGCCCAUCAGAACGUGGCCCAGAUGCCCCUGGUCGAAGCCAAGCUGCAGUUCAUUCAGGCAUGGCAGUCUCUACCUGAAUUCGGCCUCACCUACUACCUUGUCAGAUUUAAAGGAAGCAAGAAAGAUGACAUUCUGGGAGUUUCAUAUAAUAGGUUGAUUAGAAUCGAUGCAGCCACUGGGAUUCCAAUUACAACAUGGAGAUUUACAAAUAUGAAACAGUGGAAUGUAAACUGGGAAAUCCGGCAGGUGGCGAUCGAAUUUGACCAGAACGUCUCCAUCGCAUUCACCUGCCUGAGUGCGGAUUGCAAAGUCGUGCAUGAGUACAUCGGGGGCUACAUUUUCCUGUCCACCCGCUCCAAGGACCAGAAUGAAACGCUCGAUGAGGACCUGUUCCACAAGUUGACCGGCGGCCAGGAGUGAGCAAAGCAGGCCUGCUGGGCCUACACAGAGGGCGGGCCUACCCAGACGCUGGGUCAACGGCCUGCACCAUGUGUACAUUCCAGGCUGACAGCGUAUAUUCACCACCGGACACCCAGACCCUCGCCUCAUUUCCAGCACCCUGCCUAGCACGUCCCUCUCCUCGCUCUGCCCUCUGCUACCCGCUGUGGAAGGGGCCUCAGUUAACCUCUUCUGUCUGUAAUGUGGGGCGGGAGAGAGGACACUGCUCAGCAUUACUCUAAGGCUCCACGUGUAGCUAUGACCUGCAGAACCUGCAAGUGCAUGGCUAGAAGCUGUCCAUGUGCUUAUCUGCUUUGUUGCUAAGUCAAAGGAAAGACAGGUUAAAAGCACGUGUAGCAAGGACAAAUCUUAUUCCCCAAACUCAGGUAUGAAAAGAAAUAUGUCUUUCCUUAACAGAAGUGCCUUUAACUACCAUCUUGUGAAAUGGCAUAGGGAGCCCCUGCAUACACUUCUGUCCUGUAGGUCAAAGUCUGGGGGUGAAGGUCUGGGGAAAGGUGGGGUUACCUGGUACUGGUUGGUGACAAGGGGUCAGAGUAGUGGCCCUCAGUGUCAUUAGUCCCGAGUGACAUCUGCCAAGGUGACCAUUGACCCAUCUGGUCUUGAACAUUGGUUACUAUGUUCAAGACCAGGGAUCAAAGGGAUCCCUUAAGUCCUUCUAAAGACACAGGGGUUCAGGGAAAACCAUUCCUCAAACCCACUCCAUGUCUCAACAGCUUCUCCUCUGGGUUGGGGCUCAGGAAGAUGGGCUCAGUUCUCUCUUCAUAAAAACCACCUCCCAGCAUCAAGGCUUCCAUCGAGGUCUCCAUCCCAACCAGUCAGGGAGAGAAGAACAGGACACAGGGCAGCCCCGUCCCCAAAGACCACCAAAUUAAGGGCUCUCAGCUUCCCCAGGGGCUUCUGUCUACUUAGGGCCUUUGGCUGGUCUGUGGGGUAGGGAAGCCUUGCUCUUAUCACUACCCAGUCUUCUGGAUUUGUGUCUGUUUCUAUGACUCACGGCCUUUCCCCUAAAGGCCUUUGGCUUUGUAAAUCAAAAGCCGAUAAUGGACUUUUUUUUUUUCUCUGCUUUUUGCUCUGUUGUCUCUGCCCUGAGAUGUGAAUGUGGGCCAAUUAACAGCUGCCUCAAUUGUCAUUUUGUGUUUUGGUUCAUCAGUGUUGGGAGGAGUGAGUUUUAAGAAGGUAAAAAGCAGUACUGGGGUUAGAGGGAAAUAUCAGAUGUAUUUUAUUAUGUUUUUAUAAAUAUUCUCCUGUCACACAAAGGAUGUGGGUUGCAAGGGUAAGGCUGAGACUGUUUCCAUUUUGAAGUUCUUUUAGGAUGCAAACCUCAGGGGAACUGGCUGGACUUCAGAUGCCCAAAAACAUUGGCUGUUGCUUUAUUUCCUAACAAAACUGUUUGAGAAGAGAGAUCUCUGCAAUUCUGGGGGCCACCUCGAGACAGCAGGGGCUGGGGACCCUUGGGCCCUGAGCCAGAAGCUGUCACUGGAAAUUCCUCUUUCAGCCUCUCCUUAGAGGUGAAUGUUAGUGAAGAAUCUCCAGGCAACACCUGAACUUCUGAGGCCUAGCUUAAAGCCUGGAUGUGGCUCAGGCACUUGGAAAAUCUGGUCCGUGUCAAAAAGAACUGAGUUUGAAACGUUUUGUACAGAAACCAGUGCCAAGUGAACUGCAUUGAACUUGGUGGUCAUUUCUCCAUAGUCCUGGGCUCCAUUAUUUUAGAACCUAGCUGGGCCCGACAUUAAAAUAAUGCUCCUUGAUGUCACAGUUUACCUGUCUGCUGUCAAAUGCAGCCUUGCCUAAUUUACCAAAGCGAAAACUUUGGUUCAACCUUCUUCCUUAGCUUUUCCUGGUUGUCUGACAUUUCCAUGAAAACACUCAAAAGAGUUGACCAGUUUAACCAGACUUUCAGGGGAGCAUUUCUUCCACAACUCCACAGCCCCAUCCCAGAGGAAUAAACAAGCAUGGCAGGAAAACCUUAAACACUGCUAUUCCAAAGAGCAACUUAAGGACUUUUUUUUACAUUGGGUCACCUGACUUCCUAUGAUGAAAUUUGAAAUUAAUGUGUGCCUUUCAGCCCUGUUUGAUUUCUUAUCAUGGGGAAGUCUGCAUUU